AUGCAACAACCCUUCUUCAAUUCUGCUCCACCAGUAAAUACAGUGAAUGACAAUGCAAACAAACGAACAUUGAGUACAUUCCUUCAACAACAUACCAUGUCAUCUACUCACCCCGUGAUGGCGACCAACAAUCCCUACCUCCAACAACAAAAAAAAUCUAAAAUUGAUUACAUUCAAUUACCUGAAAAAGUCAAAGAUACCAUCUCGGAAAGUGAAAUUUAUUCCAUUCUUUUAAAUUAUGAACAUCGAUUGGAUGUCUUACUCUCUGAAAAGAAACAACAUAUGCGUCAAUUAUUAUUAAAUAAUGAAACAUCAAGUGAAACAUUACGAAUCUAUGUCACACAUCAACGAAAACAAAUCUCAAAAACAGAAGAAGAAUGGAGAUUUGGAAUUCAAGGUGGUAUUGUUAGAACAAGUAGUAAUAUGGCUACCAUUGAACACUACAAAUUUACAAAUUUCUUAAAAUCAAUGAUUAUUGAAUUAGAUAGAAGUGUAUUUUCAGGAGGUGAAGAUUUUAUUGAAUGGAAUUCAUUACCUUCUCAACCUAUGAAGGAUGGAUUUACAUUUACUCGUCGAGUGAAUCUUUCUAAAUUAUAUGAAUUAUAUCCUCAAAAUGUCUAUCCAUUGAAAUUAUUAUUUCAUUUCAAACAAGAUCCUCCUCUCUAUGAGAUUUCAAAUGUGUAUUUGAAGAGAUUGAUUCAUUCCACUGAAGAAUAUAGUCGAAGAGCAAGUGGUCAGAGUAGUGUUGGUCAUUCUUUGGAUUCAUUGGGUACUGGUUCCGGUGUGGGUUCUAUGGGUACUACUGGUUCUAUGGGUUCUAUGGGUACUACCACUACUACUGGUUCUAUGGGUAGUACUGGUAUGGACCAUCAUGAUGAAGAAACCUUUACAUUGAAUCAAAUUCUAUCCAUGAUUUGGGAAUAUAUUACCAAGAAUCGUUUGUAUGAUAGUGAAGACAAAUCCUUGAUUCGAUGUGAUGAAUUGUUGACUCUUAUUCAAGCAUCAAGUACGGGUACUACUAUGGGUUCUACUACGACUACUGGUAUUACUGGUUCUACUAUGGGUACUGGUUCUACAACUACUACAACUACAACAGAUCAAGAAAGUUCCAACUCUUCCAAUCAUGUUGUUCUCUCCUAUACAGAAAUUCUCAAAAAAGUCAAAUCUCUUCUCACCAUUCCCAUCCACUCGACCGUAGCAGAGAUUAUUCAUCCCAUUCCAUUCUCACCAACCAAUGAUGCAAACUUGCAACAACCAUUCACAGCAGCAGGAACACUCUCUCAACAGCAUUCUUCAUUCAACGGUGCAUCUAAAAAAGAUGUUCCUGUUCAAGUGAAUACUCCUCAUCAGGCUAAAACCAAUGCUUCGAUUGAAAAGAUUUUAAAUGAUGAACCCAAUGAAGAAAUUGAAAAUAUUAAUAAGAAUAUUCAAAAUGUCAUUCAAGACAUUAAACAACGAUCUGAAAAGAUGAAAUUUAUGAAGAAAUUUGCAGAAGAUCCAGUGAAUACUCUUCAUGCAUUGAUUGAUUCCCAAACUAGAGAUUUACUUGUAUUGCACAAGAAACAGAGUGUUGAAGAAGCUAGAAAAUCAUCAUUUUACAAACCAAGUGAUUGGAUUCACACAGCAUUAUUUAAAUAUUUGAAAUCCAAUGAAAAGAAGUUUUCAAUGACCAAUAAAUAA
Naegleria lovaniensis is the source of this 1680-nucleotide messenger RNA. RefSeq lists its product as uncharacterized. Gene Ontology annotation, cellular component: SWI/SNF complex; nucleus. Gene Ontology annotation, biological process: regulation of transcription by RNA polymerase II. The transcript has 3 exons. NCBI's taxonomy places the organism in Eukaryota, Heterolobosea, Eutetramitea, Acrasida, Naegleriidae. The record is from RefSeq and is a predicted model, not a curated record. The coding region runs from base 1 to 1680 and encodes 559 amino acids.